ACGUAAACAUCCUUUGCUUAAAUAAUGCUCGUAAGAAAACCAUGCUUAUAAUUCCAGCCCUUUUAUCACAUGAGGUCCUCAAGGUGCUGCUAAACACAAUUACAAUAAACGCGACUCACCUGAUCAUUUUCUGAUUGCGAUAAAGGGGUCCUGCUGAUUCUAUAAAUUAACCAGCACUAAAACUCUGUUUGGUGUUUAGAAGCGUUUAUUACAAGGAAAGCAUUAAUUGUUGUUUUUGCGGGAGAAAAUUAUAGUUUGUGAUCAAGUUUUUUUUUUUUUAACAACAACAGCAAGGAUGGGUUUGGAAAUCGCUGAUGCUCUUCCUGUCCUUCUGUUUAACUGUGUUCAUAAGGAAUGUGGGGCGACUUUUACCAGGCAGUGGCGGCUCCAAGAGCACCUUGCUUCUCAUGCUGGUCAGAAGCUCUGGACAUGUGAUCAGCCUGGCUGCAAUAAGACAUUCACUAAGAAAUCCCAUCUUCGGCGUCAUAAGGUGAAACAUGGAGGAGUACGGCAGGUCAGAUGUACCUUUCCGAGCUGUAAUAAGACAUUCUUUACAAAGGAUAGCUUGAAGAGACACACAAAGUACCAACAUGGAACAAAGGAGGAAUAUUUCAUGUGCGACUACAAUGAAUGUGGAAAGACCUUUAAGAAGCGAAAAGCCUUCAAAAGUCAUCUGAAUGAGCACAAGAAAAUUGUGGCUUUUACCUGCCAGAAAGUUGGUUGUGAACUGAAGUUUGACAGUGCAGCUAAACGCAAUUCACACCAAAGGAAGCACACAGGAUAUGCUUGCAAUUUUAGUGGAUGCCAGAGUGAGUUUCCAACUUGGAAAAAAUUACUGAAACACAAGACAACACACCCUGCUGAAUAUAAGUGUAUAAAGUGCGAUAAGACUUUCAAGAAGAGAAUUGCAUUGCUUAGGCACAGAAGAAGCCAUGCAUUACCUAAACCACCACUGAUGUGUCCAAAGGGCUGCAAGGAUCCAUUCACCACACUUUUUAAUCUCCAGCACCACAUCAGAUCCAAGCACAUCUGCCUCCAGAAGUAUCGUUGCUACUACCCAACAUGCGAGAAAUCUUUUGUGAUGCGGGAAAGUUUAAUACGGCAUGUAGUAGUCCAUGAUCCAGAGAAAAGAAAACUAAAGUUAAGAUUGUAUUCGCCCAUGGGAUGGCAGAAGCAGUUAAAGAAUGGACGGAAGAGGAGACCUGAGGUACUAGUAGAGGAUAACCUCACGCGACUCUUCUGUAAGAAGCUGCUGUUUCAUAAGGUCAGAGUGGAAAGUAACCUUUCAGCUCUAUUUAAUGAGCGCAAGAUCAAGCACCCCAUCACAACUGAAACUUAUCUGAAGGAUUUAUUUGAACUAAAGGCUGAAGAGAAAGUUGAAAAAAGUGUUUAAUUUCAUUAUGUAUAUUUGAGUCUGUAGCACAUUUUUCAUUUCCUGGAUCUAAAAGCAUUUUCCUGACCUUUUGUUUUGAAGUGGAAACUUCUAGGCCAGCUAUGAUACUCAGAUACUCUAUGUGGUUUAAAUUUGGUUAUUUUUUUGUCUAAAUGUUUAUGCUACAGCUGUGUAGUUCUGCUGGCUGAAAUAAAAGAUACUAAGUACAGUUUA
Molecule: messenger RNA, 1606 nt
Organism: Protopterus annectens (West African lungfish)
Lineage: Eukaryota; Metazoa; Chordata; Ceratodontiformes; Protopteridae
Product: P43 5S RNA-binding protein-like
Exons: 9
Coding region: 296-1393 (365 amino acids)
Cellular component (GO): nucleus
Source: RefSeq, a predicted model, not a curated record